AUGAUACUUUGCCUUUUACUCCAAAUAAGAUCUCCAAGUGGAUAUAAGUUUCUACGAGACCAAAAUAUUCUCCCUCUUCCGUGUACAAAAACCGUUAGAAAAUAUUUACUUGCUAUUAAAAUAGGAUGUGGAUUCGAUGCCAAUUUUUUUAAACUUUUAGAAAAAAAAUUUUCAAUUAAAAAUCAAUUUCAAAGGAAAGGUAUACUUUUGUUAGAUGAAAUGUUUUUAAGAGAGAGCAUUAGUGUUAACAGUCGGACACUAACAUAUGCUGGACUUGAGGAUAUGGGAGAUGAAAUUCAAUCUGGACAAGAUAGCAAACAGAAAGCCAAUCACGGAUUGGUAUUCAUGUGGCAAAGUCUGUGUGAAAAUAUGACGCAGCCAAUUGCUGUUUUUGCCUCAAAUGGUCCAGUGAAUGGAAUUGAUCUCGCAAAAUUAGUUGUAAAGGCAAUUUUACUUAUUGAACAGGCUGGAGGAGAAGUUUUAGGAGUAACAUGUGAUGGCGCUUCUACAAAUAGAACAAUGUGGAAAACAUUAGGGAUAUCAGUAAAAAAAGAAAAUUUUAAAAAUUACUUUGCAAACCCAUUUGAUAGUUCCAGAAAUGUAUACGUGUUUUCAGAUGCACCCCACCUUUUAAAAACUGUACGAAAUCGUUUAUAUACUAAUAAAGAGUUAGUGGUAUGUACAAUUUGAUUCAAUUAUUAAUUAUACAUUAAGUAACACUUUAUGAUUCAUUAUGACACUACAAAGAGAAUUGUUGUUAUUAUUUUAGAUUGAUCCAUCUAAAAAUGCCAUAAAAUGGGAAUAUUAUUCUAAUAUUUUCAAAAUUGAAAGUAAUAGCUUAACCAAAGUAUGUCCAAAGUUGACGAAACACCAUUUUGAAUUAAGUAGUCUUUCUAAAAUGAAGGUGAAAUAUGCG
Aphis gossypii (cotton aphid) is the source of this 916-nucleotide messenger RNA. RefSeq lists its product as uncharacterized. NCBI's taxonomy places the organism in Eukaryota, Metazoa, Arthropoda, Insecta, Hemiptera, Aphididae. The record is from RefSeq and is a predicted model, not a curated record. The coding region runs from base 1 to 690 and encodes 229 amino acids. The transcript has 4 exons.